Mugil cephalus (flathead mullet) is the source of this 1305-nucleotide messenger RNA. RefSeq lists its product as uncharacterized. The record is from RefSeq and is a predicted model, not a curated record. Bases 80 to 1273 code for a protein of 397 amino acids. NCBI's taxonomy places the organism in Eukaryota, Metazoa, Chordata, Actinopteri, Mugiliformes, Mugilidae. The transcript has 4 exons.
AUACCACCUCUCUGUUGGAUGAGCAUGCAGAGCAAGUAGCUUCAGGUUGGUUGGGCUUCUGUUGCUUUGACUGGGCUGCAUGCUUUGGCACACAGAAAUGGCUUGUGGAGUUUGUUUGGGGAUCUUGCUGGUUUUAGUUAAAGCAGAGCAUGUAUGCUGUUCAAGUGCUACGGAAGCUCAGCAACACGGCAACACAUAUGUUGGCUUCGUGCAGCAGGGUGGGAGGUUACGAACAUUUGGCGUCGGUCAUCCCCAGAAUGGAUUCAGACAGGCCUCAGUCCAGAGAAGUAGCCUCAACACGGAGACCCCGGUUAACGGUGGUUAUCAUCAUGGACAUUCCACUAGUAGCUACACGCAAACUAUGUCACAACCAGCCCAGAGUUUAGUGAGAAUAGUGCAGAGCAACUUGUUGUCACAACCUAAUUGGCAAUUGACGGACUUGGAAUGGGUUAAAUCUCAAAAGCCAGGGCCUGACGUUUCUACAGUAGUAAGUGGAGGUUCUUUAAGUAAGGGCAUUCAAAAGCAAAGUGACCUUACUGUUCUGGACCAGGAAAGCACUGUGCGAGUCCAGAAGGGUACACCGCGUACUAGCAAGUAUCUGAGCAGCUCUGUUUCUAUUCAGAGUCCUUCUAGGGAAGGAUACUUCAUCUUAUCCUCCAUCCAACAGCCUGUUUCUCAGAAACCUGUGCCUGCCUACAGUGGGCAGGGAGGCUGGUCCUCUAUGAAGUCUUCCACUCUGUUCGAUGCAGAUGCUCCUGCAUCACAGAGCCACUCCGCAACAUCAGCUAGAGCCCCUGGUAGAAGAGCGUCUCCUCGUACCUCUAAACCCAUAAGCAGAAAAAAACCCAAGCAGGCUGGAAGCGUCUACAAGAGUAGAUUAUUUCCUGUGACUGAAGAAUACACCCAACACGAGUACCAGCCGUCUCCCACUUCCAACGCGGUGUCAAGUCCAGCCUACAACCAAAACGGUUUUAAGCCACGCAGUCUGGUGGUUCCCUCUAAACGGGUGCAGAGCUACAAAUCUAGCUACGCUCCUGUUGAGCAGAACCCGAGUGGUACAAGAGAGAAAUAUGCCCCAACCAGGACCUACAACAUCCCUGAACACUUGGGCGGCUUUGCGAUCAGGCGGUUAAAGGAGCCCAUCAACCAGAGGGAAGCGGGCGUCCAGACACCAGAUCAGAGCUCCACGUCUUGGCAGCAGAUGGGAUCUUAUGAGCCACAAGGCCAGACUUCAUCAGGGAAACUAGCAAGUGCAGACAAUGUCUACGGAUGAAUAGUGUUUUGAAAUAAAUUUAAUAAUUUAGA